GUCUCUACCACACAAAAAAAAAGGUCUUCGUAUUUUCACGCCACUUAAAAAAAAGGAGGAAAGGCGCUGGAAAAACGGAUAGUUAUAUGCUGUUAUUGCAUAUCCUGGCAUAUGCAAAAGUGAACAAAAAUCGGCCACUGGCGGAAGAAAAAAAAGAUAAGGGGAAAACGAAACGCAGGAACCGGAACCGGAAACUAAGAGCGAUUCGGGGACUUGGUCAUGAGUUUCCUGCCGGGGGAGCCGGUGCCACCGGGAUUCGAGGAGAACGACAUGUCCCAAUCGUCGGUGAUCCAAAAGCAGAUCGAUAGUUACACCGGCGGCCCACUGAUCGGCACCGAGUACACCAUCGAGCUGCACGAGGCGGGCCAGCUGCGUCCGGACUACUUCUGCGUGCUGUGCAAUUCCUGCACCGAUGGCCGCAGCGUCUUUGUCCACUGGACAUCGCUGGCCCACCGCACUAAGUACCUGCACACCCAUUUCCAGAAGGCCCACGAUGUACUCCAGAAGCUCAAGCGCACGCCCAACAGCUCCGGCGAUCUGGUCAUCGCCACCGGGAAACUCGUUACGGCGAUUGAGAAGCACUUCGGUCGCUCUCGUCAGAUGACGACGGCCACUGGCGAGGAUUUCCGGCGUUUUCGCGCCAAGAUCUGCAGCCAGGUGCGGGAUAAUUUCCAUUUCGAUGAGUGUGCCGGUCCAGAUUUCGCCGAGGAGGCGCAACGGCUCCUGCGCAAACCAAAGCCUGACGAGUCUAUCCAGGUCAGCCUCAAGAUGAACGCCGCCGACGGCAACAGCAACAAGCGGGAGGACGGCAAUAUAACCUCCCUGGAUGCCAUCUCCAGUGAUGAUGAGAAUUUCGGCCCUUCCGUUCCUCCUGCCCUCCAGGUGCCGAAAGUGCUUCUGCACAAAAAUAACCUGGGCGAAGAUGCCAUUGGACGUGGUGUCAAUCGGUCGCCUCCGCCACCUGGUGGCGUGAUCAAGCCCCAGCAGUUGCCCACGCCCAAGCAGCUGUCCAUUCAGGCCUCUAUUAUCGCCCAGGAGCGCUACAAGUGGGAGAAGUUCCGCUGCGUGUUGGAACUUCAGCUCAAGCAGCUGCGCGAUGAAACGGAGACGUACGAGUCGAAUCCCGAGAAGCAUCCGGACUAUCCGGACGAGUGGAAACAGUUCUGGAAUCGGCGCUACAAGCAGCUGCAGGAGGAGAAGAAUUGCGAUCCGAAUCAGUACGACUACAAGCCGGAGUGGAUUAGCUACUGGAAAGAUCGCCGCAUCGAGCUGUUCAACAUUUCGGUAAACAAAAUCAAAAAGGAUCUUAAGGAAAAGUUCAAGCUGGGCGACGAAGACGAGGAGAAGACCAAGGAGCUAAUGGAACGCUACAAGAUCCGAGGGGCCAGUCCAAAAGAAGCGCCGCCCAAGACCAAAGCCGUCAAUCGUCGCAAGCAGAACUUCCGCAACAAUCGUGCAGGGGGUGCGGCAGGAGCUCCCGAUGCUGUCAUAGAUAUUAGCGAUGACGAGACCUCUAGUCCUCCGAACCGUGGUCGGCCUUUCAAACGGCGCUCGGAAUCCCGGUCGUUGUCCCCCAAGCGGGGCGGACGUCGUCCCUUGCGGCGUUCACGUAGUCGUUCGCCGCGCCGCAAUUUCCGGCGGGGAUCACGCUCCCGCUCGCGUUCCCGCAGCCUAAGACUCAGAUCGCGCUCACCGGCCUUCUACCGCCAACGUGAUCGUGCCGCUCACCGUUCCAGGGAGCGCGUCCUGUCCCCCACACCUAGGGAUUUCGUGGAUCGUCGCAGCCUGGAGCGGGAGAGAUCUACCGAGUAUUUCCGUGGUGAGGGCUAUGCACGCGGGCCGCGCAGCUAUGACCAUGUAGAGACCUUCCGCAUGAUGGAUUCUCGUGUGUAUCCGGAAUACAACAACCCCAAGGUGCGGUCCAUUUCGCCAGCCGUCUCCUCCAACAAGGAUAAGGAACCCUCAGAUCCCGUCGAGGAGGGUCCACUGACCGUCGUCAGUGUCCUUCGCAUGUUGUCCGCCGUGGAAGAACACCUGGGCAGCUUGGGGCCCAAGGCCCUCAAUCUGCUCAGCAAAGCGCUGGCCAUGGAGAUGGUGCAGCCAAAUGCCGCUGACGAUUUGCUUAUGAACGACGACAACUGUGUCUUUCUCGAGACCACCAAGGAAAAGCUGAAGGGCAUCCUCAUCGCCGAGGUUCUGGACGAUCCGCAAAAGGUGCGGGUGGUUAAAAAACUGAUCACCAACAUAGCGGCCAUCAUCUUUCAGGUGAACUCCAGAGGUAUACCCGAUGCCGCCGAGGCCAAGGUCAAGGCGAACGCAAAUCCGGCGCCCAUUCAGCUGCCCUUCGACCGGAAUGUAGUGGCCCCCAAGCUGGCCAACGCUCUGGUACUCAAAGGAUACUACGACGUGAGUACCGGCGACAUGAACAAACUGCUGCACUUGCUAACGCUGCUGGUGAAGACGGACAAACAGCGCCGUCAGGUGGACAUGAGUAAUGCCCUGUCAUUCAAUGAGAUUCUGGCCAAGCUCGGUCUGCAAAAAGAGACGCCCGCCGUUAACAUGGGCAUCGAUUUGGACGAGCUGAUGAAGGAGGUGGAGAACCAGCUGAACAAGGAGUCUCUGGAUGUGGCUGCCCCCAGUGCGGGAGCAACGGCCAAGUCUCAACUGGAACCAGCCAGCGGCAGCAAUGGCAUGGAGUCGCUGACCGACUCAGAUCUGCAGACGCUACUCCAGAACUUUAAAUUUUUGUCGAACGAGGAGCAGGUGCAUCUUAUUGGACAUCUGCGCAAAAUGGAGGUCCAGGAGCCCUCGCGCGUGGAGCGACUGCGCAAGUAUGUGAAUCUCGCGGAGCUGAGUGGUGAUGGCGAGUCCUGCAGUGAUUUCCUGUCGCGCGUAGUAAACAUUGGUGGGGCCACAAAGCCGACGGAGAGAUCCAAGUCCAGGGUUUCGUAUUCAGGCGGCAUGGCCUCCUCCUCCGGCACCGCCGUCGCCGCCUCCUCAUCCUCCCCUAUGGCAGCUCUCUCCUCGCUGACCACCCGACGUAUCAGUGUGGAGCGUGAACGGCAACGCGAUUUCCAAAAUUUGCCCAUUAACAAGCAGCGUCGCGUUCCGGUCUCGCCUAGCUUUAUAAUCGAUGACGACGAAGACGAUGAUUACAACUUUGACGAUCUGGUGAUGAAGGCCUGCGAUUCGAAUGGCGGCGGCGGUGGUAAUGCCAGAAAGACAGCAGGUCCGCCCAUUAUAAACGUGGAAUCAUCGCCAAAUGCCCUUACCUUCAAGCCAGCAGCUGCCUCCAAGAUCUCGCUGAAGGACACCGAAAGCAUUAUAGCCAACCUGAUGGGCACUUUGAGCAAGGGAGGAAAUUCCGGGGGAUCGAGUGGAUCCUCCGGAGAUAAUCGCAAUUACAUGAUAAAUCAGCAACAACAACAGCAGCAUGCACCGCCAAAUCCGCUGAAUUUUAAUCAAAACACAGGCCAGAAUCAUGGCGAACACCAGUCGGGAGCAGGCUAUCCCAAACCGGGCUAUUCGGGGAAGCAGCAGGGCGGCAACUUUGGGCAGGAACCGCAGCCUCUAAUGAGUAACUCAAACGCCAGACCAGAUCCCAAUCAAUAUCCGAAUCAGCAUGGCCUGUAUGCGGGCAAUGGUGUCCAGCAGAACUAUUGGACCAUGGGACCCGGAGGUGUACCCGGACCCGGACAUGGUCCAUAUGGCGGUCCCAUACACCCGUGGGCCAACAAUGGACCGCCGCAGGCUCCAUACAACCAAAUGCCUCAGAACUUUUUCAACCCACAGCAACAGCAGGUGCCCCCUCAUUAUAACAUGUUUGGGGGGCGCCACUAGAAGCCAAUUAAAAGUGAUUAAGCACCAUUUUUUUUAGCUUAGAAACCAAUGCCUCUGUCAAAAAAUAUUUGUCUUUGAGAACUGAACAACAAAGAUCUGAACACGUUUGACUAUACAUAAUUUAGAACAGCAAACAAAAUAAAGAGACGCAAAUUUAAGAUUUA
This is a messenger RNA of Drosophila rhopaloa, 4004 nucleotides long. RefSeq lists its product as uncharacterized. The transcript is spliced from 4 exons. The record is from RefSeq and is a predicted model, not a curated record. Lineage: Eukaryota; Metazoa; Arthropoda; Insecta; Diptera; Drosophilidae. Bases 220 to 3840 code for a protein of 1206 amino acids.